Condylostylus longicornis is the source of this 5727-nucleotide messenger RNA. RefSeq lists its product as uncharacterized. The transcript is spliced from 7 exons. NCBI's taxonomy places the organism in Eukaryota, Metazoa, Arthropoda, Insecta, Diptera, Dolichopodidae. The record is from RefSeq and is a predicted model, not a curated record. Bases 79 to 5700 code for a protein of 1873 amino acids.
CGUUGAUUUAAGUGUUCACAUAUAAUUUUUAUUUUUUUUAAAUAUUUUCAACAUUUUUUAUUUUUUGAAAUUUGAGUAAUGUCUAUUAAUAUCACUGUACAUGGAAGCCCUAUUAAACGUUCCACGAGAAAUGCUAUAAUCCUAGAUCCAGAGGGUAAUAGGAAGAAAGUUUUAGAAGAAAGAAAAAAACUGAGAUUGGAACAAGUCCGACAAAAAUCUAAAGAACUUGCAUCACAUGUAAGAAAAAAGGUGGAAAAUGAAAAGCAAAAGCAAAUAAAAAUAAUUGAACAAAAAAAACAAGAAGAACUAAAAAACUGGAAACGUCAUUUGAAAGAACAAUUGAACAACACUGUUCCUAAUAUCGGUGAAGCACACAGAGCCGCAAAAAUAGAUAAUUCUCAACCGAAAAUUCACCAGCUAAUUCGUGAGGAAUCGAUAGAUUUGAUUCCAGCUACCAGAAAUGCAAAAACUACAAAAUGUAGAGAAAAAAUGAAGCCAACUUGUAUCUACGAUAACAAAGAAAAUUUUUCAAACAUGAAUUUUGACCGACAACUUCCUAGAGUUAUAGAAGAAGGUUCAGUAGAAUGUAGUGCGUCAUCAAAUGAAAAGCCUUUAGAACCAUCUAUGAAAAAUGAUAUUAGACGAGAAAGUAAAAUUAAAGACUUAAAACACAAUUAUUCUAGAGCCAUCCCAAUGCCAAAUCAUGCACAAUUAGAUUCUAUUUCGAAAUAUCGUAGCGAAGAAAUAAAACAUUCCUUGUUCUCUAGGUCAGAUAGACCUAUAAUUGGAUCCUAUGCGUCUUUCAAAGAAAACAAAACGAAAGAAAUCCCUCAGGCUUUCAAGGAAAUUCCAUCUGUGAUGAUGUCAAUAAGUUCUUCUGAUACGUCUCUUGAUUCUUCUUCAAGUUCUUUAGAAACACAGGAUAUACAUAAUAAGACGAAUCAACACUUUACUCGAGUGUAUUCAAGAGAAAAAAAACAACCUUCAUUAAGUCGAAAAUUAAAUGUUUAUCCUGCAGCUACUGAACCAAUUAUAAAAUCCUCAAGGACAAAAUUUACCCAAAUAUCGGACCUUUUAAAUAAAAACCAAAAAACUCAUAGUAUUCAUGCUGAAAACAAUGGUUUUUCUGGAGAAAUUGCAGAUAAAAAUACAUUAGCUCAAGGAAAUAUGAAUUUAUUUCAAGAAAAAAGUAACUUGCAUUCCCAUAAUAAGAUGACAUUAAACCUACGUCGAGGAAAAAAUUAUUUUUCAGAACAAACAACGAAUCAAAGUAGUUCGAAUACAGCUGUUACCACAAAUACAAAUUUAACAAACAAUUUUAAAACUGUACGAGAAUGCCAACAAAAUGAUUCUGCUUCUAUCGAAAACAACACUGAAAAGCCUGUGAACAUGCAUGUGGUUAAAAAUAAAGAGUUUUCGAAAAAGGCACCUAUAUCUUUAGAUACAGCUAAACUGUCAAAAAAUGUAGAAGAAUCUGAAACUUUGCCAUCUAAAGUUCAUCUAACUAAACCUACGUCAUACGAUUAUAACAACAGAUUUAAGAAAGUUAUAAAUCCAACUAGAAUUACUACAGUAGUAGCUGAAAAAGUAUCGCAAGAAACAAGCGCUACUGAAAAUGCGGAUAUAGAGAGACAACUACAAAAAUCGAGGGAAAAAGAAUUAGAAACAAUGCGAAAAAAAACUGAAGAAAGAGGUCAGAAAGCUUUGGAACGCGAAAGGAUACGUCGCGAUUAUGAAAUGCUGGAAGCAAAGUUAGAUGCUUUAACAAAAGAUAAGCAACUACCCAAGUCUUAUACUGACGAAAAUAUGACUGAAGUUCGCCUAAAAUUGUUGGAAAACGAAAGAAUUAAUAAAAUAAAUUCAAGUAUUGAAAACGUUAUAAAACGUCCGAUUACCAUAACACUGCCGGAUGUCCAAAAUACUAAGCCAAAAGCUUCCCAAAUGCAGGAAAAUAACUUAUAUACAGGAAUUAAUUUAGCCUACAUGGAAGAUGAUUCCGGAACUCUUAAUUCGUCAGAUAGCUGUUGUUCGAUUCUUCUUAAUUACGUAGAAAACCAAACACAACAAAUAAAUAAAGAUAUAAAAAACUGCGCUAAUGAUGAAAAAACUAGAAAACUUAAACAACUUUUAAGUAAACUUGAAAAUUUAAAAGCUAAUCUUAUGAAAGAAUUGGAAAAGAGUGAAAAAUCUACCGCAAACAAAAACAUUCAAACUAUGUUUGACUCGAUCACUGAUGUACGCCAUGAAAGAGAGAAAAUAAUUGUCCAAAAUUCAGAGAAAAAGGACAUAGAAAAAAGAGAAAAAGAACUUAAAAAACGGGAAAGUAUUUUAGAAAUGAAAUUACGACAAUUCUACGAAAUGAAAAAGGCAAAAAACGAAACUGAGAAUUCUGAACGACAUAUGAAAUCAAAUCAGGAAUCCAAAAACAAAAAACAACAUGAAGAUUCUAUGAAAGUUCAAUAUAUUCCAAGUGAGACCAGUGUAGAGUUUUCUAGUAAAAGUGUGGAUACUCAAGAUGAAUCUUCUACAUAUAUCGAAAAAAAAUUUAUAAAAGUCGACAAACCAAUGGAAAUUGUAAUAAAAGUAAAAGAGGCAAAACAAAAAACCCCUUAUAGAAAAAAAUCUAGUUUGAUUCAGAAGACAAAACCGUUUAUAAAAAAGCCUAAUUUUCAAAAAAUUAGCACUCCGAUAAAAAAAGUUGAUAAUUCAGAAUAUACUAGUUCCACAGUUUACAAAAGUCCUCCUGAAACAAUGCGCACUGAAUUAGGUGAGUUCAUUGAUAAGAAUGAACAAAAACAACUAGCUAAAAAUUAUAACCACAAUAAAAUUUUUGAAAAGUCUAAACGCAUACUUACAAAACAAACUCAGCGUACACCGCAACCAUUAGAACAAGUUUCUGAAAUUGUGUCUAGUCGAAUAGUGCAAAACGAAGAAUCUAACAAAAAAAAUGACUAUAAGCGACGCGUAGAGAAAAAGGAAAGCUCGGUUACAAAGAGAUCGUGCGACCCUAGUUUAGUUCAAUAUAUUCAACGAUUACUGGGAAUGUCAAGACAUUCUAUACAAAUGCUUGGAGUAAGCAGUUCCGACGUUCAAACACCAAGUUCUUCAAUUAUAAAUACUGCAAAUAAUAUAUCUGAUUUAGAAUUAGAUAAUGACCAACAAGAACGCUUAAAUAGAAUUCAAAAUUUUAUAGAAGACAAUUACUCCUUUGUUAGUGAAAUAGAAAAAUCUUUGAAGAGAGAUGAAAAAUUAGCAGAAGAAAGUGAAGAAAGCAUGCGCUUGAUCGAGGACAUUUGGAAAAAAUCACUAAAACAUCACAUUAAAAAAAGUAAAACUAAAAGUUAUGAAUCUCCAAAGCCAAUUUUGAAAAAUAAAAUAAGAAAGCAGAAAACUGGCGAAAUUCAAGAAAAAAUUUCCGAUCAAAAAUCGGAUGGAUUUAGUGCAGAAGAAAGAGUGCUUGAAAAAUAUACAGAGAUGACAGACAAUUGUACUCAACGGAUUGCCGAACUAAAUGAAAUGAUUGAACGUGUUCGUAAGGAAAAACAAAAAAUUUUAGAAAUAACUUUGUCAUCAAAUGGUGGUGCAAAUAGUGAAACAGAAUAUUUAGAAAUUAUUCAUAAAUCAAAACCACAAAGCGAAGCUGAGCUAUCAGAAAAGUUGAAAAAUGAUGAAACAAAGCCUCAAGAUGCAAAUAAACUACUUGACAAUAAACAAAUUUUGAAUAUUAUACCAUCGACAAAUUCAACUUCCGAAACCCCCAACAAAGAACCAGACGAUUCCGUUGAGAGGGUUCAACUUGAAAAAAAUAAAUUAACCGGUGUCAGCAGAGAUAGUGGAAUCUCCCUUUCAAGACCUUUGACUGCGCAAGACAAUCGUGAAAGCCCUGAUAUUAAAGGAAAAACUGAUGAGACAAAUUUUGAACCAUUCCUAAAAGAUAUUCCAAAGCCUAACCAAUUUUUCAUAAAUAAGCCUACAUUGAUUAAUAUGGCAUCUGUUUCAAUUACAAAACAGCUUUCCGUAGAUCCACAGUCGGCUAGGAAGAACAAACCACCAGCUUCAAUAUCACGCUAUAGUCCACAGUUGGUGGAAGAUGUUCCACAUGAAUUAUCAACAAUUUUAGAAAUAGAUACUCCAGCUACAUCUCGUUUAAAUGUAACUCUUAAGGAUUCAGUUGUGCCUUAUGUACCAGAAAAAAUUAUAGAGGAAUCUCAGCCACAAAAACAACAAGAAAUUACCUCAAUUGCCAGUGAUACAAUUGACACUUUUAAUAUUGAUUUUCAAAAGUAUCCAAACUUUGAAGAAUACGCUAAAGCACAUAAUAUGGACAUUGAACAAUUUGAUCCGGAAAAAAGUGCCUAUGUUAAAAAACUUUACGAAGAAUUAUUUGAAAUCACUCAAAAUGUAGACAUAAAUUUUAAAAAGUUUCCAUCAAUGGCUAGCUUUCAAAAUCAAGAACGUUCUGGCAAUACAACAAAUACUGAUCAUGAUAGUACCCUAAACGUUUCUAAGCAAAUAAUUUUUAAAAAAUUCUUGACCCCAAAAGAAUAUUUCAUGAAAAUUGGAGCAACUGAUUUUUUAGACUCCAAAUCUCUAAUUGAUCAAUCACAAUCGAAAAUAAGCUCAUCACAAUUAGUAACUGAAGUUGAUCUCAGUAGCUCUGACAAAGAAUUGUCCAAGGAAAAAGAAUUGUGUUUAAAAAAAUUUCCUACUUUAAAAGAUUAUUUGGAACAAGAUAAAAAGUCCAAAGCAGGAGAAACAGUGAAUAAAAAAAUUGAAAACUUAUCAACAAAUGAACACGAUAAAAAUGGCAAACACUCAAAUAUAUCCAAAUCGGAUUCCUACGAAAGCCUUCCAGAUAUUAUGGCCGAACUUAAGCGCCGAAAUAUCAUUAAACAUUCUUUUGAUAAUAAAAUUUCUACUGCUGGCGGUAGUAGCAGUUCUAAAGAAAAUAAAGAUCCAAAAUCAUUUCUCAAAACUAAAAGUAAACACGAUAUUUCUGGUAUAGAAACAAUUUCAAGUUCACAUACGAGCAGUGAAAUAGGUAAAGAAUUCGAAGAAAUGGGCCUUGAAUGGGCAAGUUUAAUGCUUAAAAAACAACGACAGAGUAAAGCGCUAAGUAGUAGCACAUCCUCCAGUUUUAUCUUUCAAAAGCAAAAUGAAAGGACUUCAAUGCCAAUAUUCUUAAAAAACACAACAGCAGAAUCUCGCGUGGGAAAACAUGAUGAUAAAAUGUUUGAAGCUGAAAAUGACAAUACUUUAGAUACCACUAUAAAUGAGAAAUUCAGCAAACCGUUGAAUCUUCGUGAAUUUUUAACGCAAGAAUUACAAAAACGUACACGUAGCAAUACCGAUUCAACAUCUUUAACAGACGAUUCUUUAGCUAGUUUAUUCUUACGAUCAUUAUUAGGUUCUGCUACACCUUCUCCAAAAAAUGAAAAUGAAAUUAUUGCAGGAGGUUCAUCAGAUAGACAACAAAAAACAUCAACUCCUGUUUUGCUUGGUGUAUCCAGUAGCUCAAAAAAAUCUACUAGCUUAGAUAGCAAUGGUUUAAAACUAUUUUCAGGUGAAAGUCGUAUAUCAUCAGUUCGAUUUAAUAGUGAAAGUUCAAUUUCAAACGACGAAAAUAUAGAUGUAAAAUCAAAACUAAAACAACAUGAUGAUUUAAAAAAAAAACCAGCUAAAAAAAAAGGUCUUCUUUGAAUAACUUUGUCAGGCUUACAAGAGAAA